This is a messenger RNA of Lolium perenne, 2209 nucleotides long. RefSeq lists its product as uncharacterized. The record is from RefSeq and is a predicted model, not a curated record. NCBI's taxonomy places the organism in Eukaryota, Viridiplantae, Streptophyta, Magnoliopsida, Poales, Poaceae. Gene Ontology annotation, molecular function: protein binding.
CACUCGCUUCGGCAACUACCACGGUACCACCCGGCCGCUAUAGAGAAGAGAGAGCCGGCAGCCCACUCGCACUUGGCCGCCCGUCCUCCCUCUCCCGUGCUAGUUCCAGCGCCACCGCGCCCCUCGCCAUGGAUGCUCCAGCCCAUUAGCACGCUACUCGUCUCCAUUCCCCAGGACAGGAGCCUCAUCCGCGGGACGCCGGCCGCUGCUGGAACCAAAUGGGUCUGGUUGUGUGGAAUUUGUUUUUGCUCUUACUCACUUUGGUUUCAUCAUCAUGGAGUUUAAAUUCAGACGGUCUAGCUCUGCUUGCUCUGUCCAAAAAUCUCAUAUUGCCGAGUUCCAUAAGCUCCAGCUGGAAUGCUUCCGAUAGAACUCCAUGUGAAUGGCAUGGAGUUCUUUGUGAUAGACAGACUAAUGUAUUUUCUCUUGACCUAUCAUCUUCUGGAGUUUCUGGUUCACUGGGACCUCAAAUAGGACUGUUAAAGUACCUAGUAGUCCUCACUUUGCAAAAUAACAGCAUAUCAGGUGCAAUCCCUCCAGAAUUGGGCAAUUGUAGCAUGCUUGAUCAAUUGGAUCUUUCCGAGAACUCCCUUUCUGGUGAAAUACCAGAAUCCCUUGGCAACCAAAAGAAACUGUCAGUGCUCGCAUUGUACAGUAACUCACUCGAUGGGGAAAUCCCUCCUGAAUUGGGCAAUUGUAGCAUGCUUGAUCGAUUGGAUCUUUCCGAGAACUCUCUUUCUGGCGAAAUACCAGAAUCCCUUGGCAACCUAAAGAAACUCUCAUCGCUCGCCUUGUACACUAACUCCCUCCAUGGGAAAAUACCUGAAGGGUUGUUCAAGAACCAGUUUCUGCAGUACGUGUACCUCCAUCAAAAUAAUCUCAGUGGUCAUAUCCCUUCGUCACUUGGUGAAAUGGCAAGUCUUAGAAGCUUAUGGUUGCAUCAAAAUGGAUUAUAUGGAGUUCUGCCAGAUUCUAUUGGAAACUGCACCAAGUUGGAGGUGCUUUAUCUACUAUAUAAUCAGUUGAGAGGGAGUCUUCCAAAAACCUUGAGCCUUAUUAGUGGACUGAAGGUUCUAGAUGUCACUGGAAAUGGCUUAACUGGAGAGAUUGAUUUUCAUUUUGAGAACUGUAAGUUGGAGAAAUUCAUAUUGUCGUUUAAUAAUCAGCUAAGGGGCGAAAUUCCAUCAUGGCUAGGGAAUUGUAGUAGCUUGACUGACCUUGCACUUGUCAACAAUAGUUUCUCCGGCCACAUUCCAGCUUCUCUCGGCUUACUGAGCAACCUCACCUAUCUUUUGCUUUCUCAGAACUCCUUGUCUGGCCCGAUUCCUCCUGAGAUUGGUAACUGUCGGUCGCUUCUGUGGCUAGAGUUGGAUGCAAACAUGCUGGAGGGUAGUGUUCCUAAAGAGCUGGCUAAUCUGAGAAAAUUGCAGAAGCUCUUUCUGUUCGAUAAUCGCCUCACUGGGGAGUUUCCCGAGGAUAUUUGGAGCAUCCGGUGGCUUCGAAGUGUCCUUAUUUACAGAAAUGGAUUUACUGGGAUGCUACCUCCAGUGUUAGCUGAGCUAAAGCUCCUGCAGAACAUUACACUGUUUGGUAAUUUCUUCUCCGGAGUCAUACCAGCGGGUUUGGGUGUGAAUAGCCGUUUACGCAUAAUUGAUUUCACCAAUAACAGUUUCACCGGUGGAAUACCACCAUACAUUUGUUCAGGUAAAAGACUGAGAGUGUUGGACUUGGGGUUUAAUCUUCUCAAUGGUAGCAUCCCAUCUGGCCUUACAGACUGCCCAGGUUUGGAACGAGUUAUUCUCGAAAACAAUCAUCUUACUGGGGUCAUACCAGCGGGAUUGGGUGUGAAUAGCCGUUUACUCCAAAUUGAUUUCACCAACAACAGUUUUACGGGUGGAAUACCACCAUACAUUUGUUCAGGUAAAAGACUGAGAGUGUUGCACCUGGGUUUCAAUCUUCUCACUGGUAGCAUCCCAUCCGGUGUUGCCGACUGCCCAAGUUUGGAACGAAUUAUACUCCAAAACAAUGAUCUUACUGGGGCUAUUCCAUGAUUGUUGAAGUCAAUGAAGAAGUUUGGUCUUAUUUUGGUAGUCGGAAAGGUGUGAGAAUGAGUUCUUUUGUCACAUUUUUUGUUUAACGCAGCUGAAUGUUCGACAAAGAUAGUGCAUACAUCUCAAAGAUGAGGUAGUUGUUGCCAGGGUAUGCUACU